Messenger RNA from Pimephales promelas (fathead minnow), 3052 nucleotides. RefSeq names its product ERCC excision repair 5, endonuclease (gene ercc5). Gene Ontology annotation, cellular component: nucleus. Lineage: Eukaryota; Metazoa; Chordata; Actinopteri; Cypriniformes; Leuciscidae. Gene Ontology annotation, biological process: nucleotide-excision repair. Gene Ontology annotation, molecular function: single-stranded DNA binding; DNA endonuclease activity. The record is from RefSeq and is a predicted model, not a curated record.
GCCGAACGGAAGUGCUCAGUACGUGUUUCCGGCGAAUCGACCGGUACCGGAUGUUAUGAUUGUGAAGCUGUGAGCAGGUGUAAUGGGAGUUCAUGGACUGUGGAAGCUCUUGGAAAGCACCGGAAAACCCAUCAAUCCGGAAACACUGGAGGGGAAGAUCUUGGCUGUCGACAUCAGUAUCUGGCUGAAUCAGGCGGUGAAAGGCGUUCGGGAUCGAGACGGGAAUGCGGUUCUCAACGCUCAUCUCCUCACGCUCUUCCAUCGGCUCUGCAAGCUGCUGUUCUUCCGCAUCAGACCCGUGUUCGUGUACGAUGGAGACGCGCCGCUGCUCAAGAAACAGACGCUGGCGAUCCGGAGACAACGGAGGGAAGAAAUGAGCCGCGAGUCCAGACAGACCAACGACAAACUCCUUCAGACGUUCCUGAAGAGACAGGCCAUCAAAGCAGCUCUAGGGGAUCGAAGUGAAGAGUCGGUGCCCAGCCUGUCGACUGUGAGGCGCGAUGGUCCGGAUGACAUGUACGUUCUUCCCGCACUUCCUCCCGAUGAGGACCGAGACGAGAGCAGUUCAGAGGAGGAGCGAGAUGGAGACGAAUCUCUGCAGACCUACAGCAGAUUUCAGGAAGAGAUCUAUCACAAUCCGAACUCUGUGGACAUCAACUCUGAGGAGUUUUCCCUCAUGCCGCCGGAGAUCAAACACGAAAUCUUGAAGGAAAUGAAGGAAUUCAACAAGAGGAGACGCACACUUUUCCACAAACCGCCAGAGAGGUCCGGUGAGUUCUCGCAGUAUCAGCUGGCGGGUCUCCUUCAGAGGAACAAACUCAACCAGCGUCUGGAGGGAGUGCAGAAGGAGAUGAACCCCGCGCCGAGCAGCAGCGGCCCUGAGGAGCGAGAGGUCAGAGGUCAACACGUGGAGACGCGCCGGCUCGUGUCCGAGGACUCGUCGCACUACAUACUCAUUAAAGGGUCUCCGAAGAAAGCCAGCGCUCCAGAGAGUCGGCCGGCUCCAGCGCUGUGGUCCACUUCCCCGUGGGAUCGUGAAGCCAGGCCUAAAGGGAAACCCGAGCCCUUGUGGCGACCCGUGAACGAGAUGGACGAGAAGAAGAACCAGCCGUCCUCCUCUUCCUCCUGUGCUAAUGAGGAAGAUCCCCCAGCGUCUCCUCGCACUCUUCAGGCCAUCCAGAACGCCAUGAUGGACAGCAGCUCCGAGGAGGAAGACACGAGACGCAGAACGACCCGAUCCGGGGAUGAAGAGGGACGUGUGUCGCCUCGAACUCUACAGGCCAUCCAGAACGCCAUGAUGGACCCGCCGGCCCACAAACACAAGACGUACGUCAUCGCGAGCAGCUCGGACGACGAGGAUGAGGCACAGAAUCGGGACCGGACACCUCUUAUCCCCAGUUCUGCAGCAGAGACACCAGAGCUGAGAACAGACAGAACGCAAGAAAACAAACCCGAGGAGGAAAGCGGCUCUGAAGAGACACGAGAGCCACGAGACGCCGCAGUCAACCAGCAGUCUGAUCUGAGAACAGACAGAACGCAAGAAAACAAACCCGAGAGAGGAGAAGAUGAGGAGGAGCAAAGCAGCUCUGAAGAGAGCUUCAUCGAGGUGUCUGAUGUGGAGGAGCCGUCUGAAGCAGAGCAGACUCACAGCAGAGUCCAUCACGAGGAGCCCAGAGAGGAAGAGGAGGAGCCCAGAGAGGAAGAGGAGGAGCCCAGAGAGGAAGAGGACACUGAGGGAGUCAACGAGGCCGUGGAUGAAGAUCCUGCUGCCACUGAGUGGGAUCAUAUCGACAUGGAGGAUCUGCUGCAGAUGGACAGAGAGCUGCAGGAUGAGCAGGUGAUCCUGAGAGAGCAGAAACAGCAUCAGGAGCGCAGCAGCUCCAGCGUCACCGGACAGAUGUGCCAAGAGACUCAGGAGCUGUUGCGUUUGUUCGGCGUGCCGUUCGUGGUGGCGCCGAUGGAGGCCGAAGCCCAGUGUGCGGCGCUGGACCGGCUCGACCAAACGCACGGCACCAUCACCGACGACAGCGACAUCUGGCUCUUCGGCGGACGCCACGUCUACAGGAACUUCUUCAGCCAGAACAAAUACGUGGAGCUUUACCAGUCAGCUGACAUGCAGAACCAGCUCGGUCUGGACAGGAGUAAACUGAUAAACCUGGCGUAUCUGCUGGGCAGCGAUUACACCGAGGGGAUCCCGGGAGUCGGCUUCGUCACAGGGAUGGAGAUCCUCAAUGAGUUUCCAGGCGCUGGAUUAGAGCCGCUCCUUCAGCUCAGAGAAUGGUGGGCUGAGGCUCAGGAGAAUAAGAAAAUGGCUGCCAAUCCCAAAGACACAAAAGUCAAGAAGAAACUGAGGAAUCUUCGUCUUCAUCCGGGUUUUCCCAACCCUUCCGUGGCUCAGGCGUACCUGCAUCCCAGCGUCGACCAAUCAGACGCCUCGUUCAGCUGGGGCCGCCCACACCUGGAGCUCAUCAAAGAGUUCUGCCUGAGCCGCUUCGGCUGGACCAGCAGGAGGACCGAAGACACCCUGCAGCCGGUGCUGAAGCAGAUGCAGUCCCAGCAGACGCAGCUGCGCAUCGACUCGUUCUUCCGUCUGGAGCAGCAGGAGAAGCAGGUCAUCCGAAGCCAGCGUCUGCGCAGAGCCGUCACAUGCCUGAAGAGGAAAGAGAGAGACGAGGAAGAGGAAGAGGAGAGAGAGGAGGAGGAAGACGAAGAGAUGGCCGGGAGUUCGUCAGCUGGAGGCUUCAUUGAGUCAGCGGCUCACGAGAUGAAGGGCGGAGUCACGCCGGUGACGUCAUCGAGGGGGGCGGAGUCCGGCAGCUCCAGCUCAGAGGAUGAUGCUGAAGGUGGGAGGGGCGUCGCUAUGGUUACAGCUCGUUCUGCGUUCGAGCGGCAAACGAGAGGAAGAGGGAGACGAGGAGGAAGAGGAAGGAGCAAAAACAGAUCAUGACGACAAACAUUAACAUUCAAAUCAGCGGGAAAAAAAGACAUCUACAUUCUAUUCUAAGAUGAAUUUACUAAAAAAAAGAACAAUAAAAGUCUGAAAAAGCCUAAA